AAACUUAAAUUCAAAACCAAGUCACCAACCAUUGAGGCCGUCGUCUUAGAAUUCAAAAACUCAUAAACUUUAAAUUCUGAAUCCAUCUCCCAUUACAAUAUGAAAUUAACUCAUGUAUAUAUAUUAAGAAAUUUACUAAGAAAGAUACCAACCUUUGAGAUUGUUGUCUUAGAAUUCAGAAUACAUAAACUUUAAAUUCUAAAUCCUCAUCUGAAUAUGACAUGAAACUGACAAAUAUAUCACAUGUGUAAAGUUGUAACCAAGGUUCAUUUUUGUAUAAAAGAAGAACUAAGGUGCUAACUAAAUUAUCACCAAGAGAAAACAACCUAAAAGUUGGAGAGGGGAAAACAAAAGUGUGAGAAAUGGAAGAAAUCACCAACCAAAAAACUCAUGUUCUAGUUUUCCCUUCUCCUGCCCAAGGCCACAUAAAUCCAAUAGUCCAAUUUGCCAAGAUUUUGGCAUCAAAAGGCAAUAAGGUGACAAUUCUCACUAUUGAUUUAGUUUGCAAGACCAUGUUAUUGGAUUGUGGUCCAUUAAUCAACAUUGAGUGCAUUCAACAUGAGUACAAACCAUUUACCUCUAUGGAUGACUUUCUUGAGUGGUUCCAAUGUUUUAUGUUGGAAAAAUUCACUUCAAUUAUUCACAAAUUUGCAAAUACUGAGUACCCUGUGAAGGUUCUUGUCAUUGAUUCACUAAUCACUUGGAUUAUUGACUUGGCACAUGAAUUAGGCCUAAAAGUGGCUGCAUUUCACACACAACCUGUUGCACUAUCAGCCAUAUAUUAUCAUAUUGAUCAUGAAGAUCCUAGUAAAAUUCCAUUUGAUGGUGGUUCUGUUGUGGAAUUGCCUUCAAUUCCCUUGUUGGAAAAUGAAGAUUUGCCUACCUUCAUCACUGAGAGUGAUGCAUAUCCAACUAUCAAGAGGCUUGUGUUUGGCCAGAACUUCAAUUUCAAGAAAGCAGAUUGGCUUUUGUUCAACUCAUUUGAUGUGUUGGAAAAGGAGGUGAUCAACUGGUUAAGGACCCAAUAUAAAAUCAAAACCAUAGGGCCACUUGUUCUGUCAACAUAUCUUGACAAAGUAAAUGGUUCAAGUCUCAUCAAGCCUAAUUAUGAGACUUGCAAAAAUUGGCUAGACUCAAAAGAAGUUGGCUCUGUUGUUUAUGUAUCAUUUGGAAGUUUAGCCAGUCUCGACGAACAACAAAUGGAGGAACUAGCCUCGGGAUUGAUGAUGAGCGAUUGCUACUUCUUGUGGGUCGUCAGAGCUACCGAAGAUAACAAACUCUCCGAAGAAUUCAUGUCCAAGGCAAAAGAAAAAGCACUAAUAGUGAAUUGGUGUCCUCAGCUUGAUGUGUUGGAUCAUCCAGCCGUUGGAUGUUUCUUUACUCACUGUGGAUGGAAUUCGACUCUCGAGGCAUUGAGUCUAGGAGUGCCAAUGAUAUGUAUGCCCCAAUGGGCGGACCAACCACCGAAUUCAAAGUAUAUCAGUGAUGUAUGGCAAGUAGGCAUUCGCGUUAAGGCGGGAAGAGAUGGUAGAAUUACAAAAGAAGAAGUUUCAAGUUGCAUUAAGGAAGUUAUGAAGGGAAAGAAAGGAGUAAUUCUCAAGGAGAAUGCAAUUAAAUGGAAAAAAUUGGCAAGGGAAGCAGUAGAUGAAGGAGGGAGUUCUAACAAGAACAUUAAGGAAUUUAUUCAAGAUUGCAAUGCACUAAACUGAGUAAAAUAGACUCAGCAUUCUCAGAGCAUGUCUUUGGUUUAUUGUUUCUCGUCGUUUAAUUAAUCAUGUAUCGUCUUAACUACUCUUGUUGACUAUCUUUUCGUUAUCAUGUGAUGGUAUCACUUUACUUGUUUGGUUUGAUUGUAUUCAUGUCUUGUACGAUAACUGAUACAUUCAUUAAAUUCUCAUUUGCUAAGACUGUUUAAGACAA
This is a messenger RNA of Capsicum annuum, 1920 nucleotides long. RefSeq names its product UDP glycosyltransferase 9. The transcript is spliced from 2 exons. The coding region runs from base 363 to 1709 and encodes 448 amino acids. The record is from RefSeq and is a predicted model, not a curated record. Lineage: Eukaryota; Viridiplantae; Streptophyta; Magnoliopsida; Solanales; Solanaceae. Gene Ontology annotation, molecular function: UDP-glycosyltransferase activity.